Messenger RNA from Austrofundulus limnaeus, 4153 nucleotides. RefSeq names its product activity-dependent neuroprotector homeobox a (gene adnpa). Gene Ontology annotation, biological process: regulation of gene expression. Gene Ontology annotation, cellular component: nucleus. The record is from RefSeq and is a predicted model, not a curated record. Lineage: Eukaryota; Metazoa; Chordata; Actinopteri; Cyprinodontiformes; Rivulidae.
UUUUUAGCCAGCUAGCUGUGGAGCGGGAGCGCAUCAAUUCCCCGGCGCCGAGAAGCCUGAACAUCACCGGUCUUCUCCUCCCGACCUCAGUUAACUUCUUCGUUCGGCAUUUAUGUCGGUGUAACAGACUGCGUAAAGUCCGUCUUGCAGACGUAUCCUGAGGUAAAAUGUUCCAGCUCCCAGUGAAUAAUCUCGCGAGAAUAAGGAGAGCCCGAAAACAAGUGAAGAAGUCACUCGAAGAUAUCGGACUCGAGUUCUGCAAGGAGGCAGCAGAGGAGUUCAAAGAGUUUUGUCCUGAUGAAGAACUUGUAAAGGACAAUGACAGUGAUGACGGWUGGAGUCCAUUGUUUUCAAAACCACAGAAAUACAGAUCAAAGCCAUUUUGCUGUGCUGAGUGUUCUUUUUCUUCCAAAUACUACUCAGGCUACAGGAAUCACUUUCGCAGUGUGCACCGAAAGCUUUUGGACGAUCAAAUUCUUCUCAACUGUCCUUACUGUUCGUUCAUUGCCAACAAGAGAACCCUGGAGAUGCAUGUCAAGAUAUUCCACGUGCCCAGUUCCAAACAGCAGGUUUACACAAACUCACAAGGAGCAGUGCUGGGAACAAAAACAAGCCUCUCAAAUGCUGUACAGAAAGUGGAGAAAGCCAUGUACGUCUGCACAAAGUGCUCAUUCCGGGACUCUUUCUACAAUGUUGUUAAAAGACACGUUUACAGGGAACAUUUUCGGCAAGUUGUCUCACCGUAUUUCGGUAAGGUUUCUAAAUUUACUGUCAGAAAUGGUGCUUCUGUUAAUGGAAACAACAUCUUCUGUAAGCAAUGCCAGUUUUCCACUCGAAACUACGAGGUUUUAGUGCAGCAUGUUUUGGAGUACCACGAACGCAUUGGUGCGCAGGUAACAAGCAUGAUUGCGCAUGCUAAUGUUUUAGUACCAGUGCCUCAGCCUUUUCCCGGAGUGAAUCAGAAAACUCAGUUGGUUAGCAGAGGUGUCACUCAAUCUGUUGCAAAACCUGUGAUUGGCUAUUUAAAACCAGCGACACUUGCAGGCAGAAAUCAGUCCAUCAUUCAAACCAGUCAGAUGAGCGCCAUGUCUCCUGCCAGCAGCAUUGUUAAAAAUAAUCAAACUGGUGUGAGCACAUCCAAAACACAGAAAUGGAAGAUAUGUGCCGUUUGCAAUGAACUAUUUCCUGAAAACCUCUACAGUGCUCAUUUUGAGAGUGCUCACAAGGCAAAAAAAGUUUGGGCACUUGCCAAGUACAUUGUGAAAAUCCACAACUUCACCAGCAAGUGUUUGGUUUGCAACCGCUAUCUGCCCAGCAACACACUUCUUAACCACAUGCUAAUUCACGGCCUGACCUGUCCACAGUGCCACUCCAUUUUCCACAGUGUUGAGAAAAUUAUGAGCCAUGAAGCCCUGAGCCACCCAGGUGAAUUUGUUGGCCCCCCUGAUGGAACGCCCCUAACUUUCGAUCUAACCAUUAAACAAGGUAUAACCAGAAACAUUCAGCUUGUUGUUCUCACAUUUAACAUGAACGAUUCGGUCAACGGCCAGGAUCUAUCUGUACUUCCCAUCCAAAAUAUUCCUCCACCUGGCAGAGUGCCCUCUGCAAAAAUGACCAAGUACAGCGACUCACAAGAUUUGGCUUCAGUCUUCCACAACACUGAUGUUAGGAAAACUGUAUGCCCACUGUGUUUAACUGUCAUCAAAGCUCCCAUCAAAGAUGCCUUAGCCCUGCAUCUGAGGGAGCAACAUCAAGUGCUCCAAACCUUGCAUCCCGUGGAAAAAAAGAUGACAUACAAGUGCAUCCACUGUUUGGGUGUGUACACUAGUAACAUGGUAGCAUCCACAAUCACACUGCAUCUCGUGCAGUGCAGAGCUAUUGGUAGGACCCAAGUCAGCCAGGGCUUGAAGUCUGCCAUGGCUCUCAACUCAUCAGGGGCUAGUGCCCUUAAGAGGCGGCUACCAAUACAGGGAGCUCCCAAUGCCAAGAAGACAAAGACGGACAAAGGAAGUGAAACAUCCUUUGAAAAUAGCGGCCUCGCUCUGGAUGCUAAGGGCUAUGGGAACAAAACCUAUUUGGCUAAAAAGGAGUUCCUGACAUCUUACUUCAACUUGCGACCAUACCCAAGUUCUGAUGAAGAGCUAAAGUUGUGUACAAGUUUGAAUAUGUGGAGAUCCGAGGUUGCGAGCCACUUUGCAUCAAAGAGAAACAUAUGUGUCAGGAAUUGUAAGAUGACCAAGGCUUCAGUGAAGCUAGGCUUUAACACGAGAGCUCUAAAGAAGGUAAAACAUCACUUGAUCUUUGAGAACGGGAGGAUAGUUGGCACCUCAACUGUGAGGUCUGCAGGCUGCAGGUCAGCUCCUCACUCAAGACCAAGGCCAGGCAACCUACCAAAACGCAACACAUGCACAGAGACCAUUUCCAUUGACUCAGACUCUGAAGAAGAAUCAAAGAAACCAACUGAGAACAAAGACCAAGAAAACCAGACAAARGUCACAAAUCUGGAUAACACAGAUAAUCCUUCAGCAGAGAAGAGCUCUUUGGAAGAUGGGAAAGAAAAUGUUUGUGUGAUUGAUGAAUCAGAGACGCCACCUGCUGAAAAUGUGGAACUGAAAGACCAAACGGACCCGGAAAAAGAGACGAACCAUGAGGAUGCUGUUGAACCUUCAGCAGAGAUGAGCUCUUUGCAAGAUGAAUCAGUCACACCACUUGAUGAAAAUGUGAAGUCUAAAGACCAAGAAAACAUAACAAAAGACAAGGAAGCAGAUGAUUCUUCAGCAGAGGAGAGUCCUUUCCACGAUGGGAAAGAAAAUGUCUGCAUGGCAUUUGAAACAGCUGAAGCACGUUCUGAGAACAUGAAAUCCAAAGAUGGAGAAAACCUGACAGAAGAGGCAAAGGGUGAGAGCUCAGAUCAUCCUUCAACAGAGGAGAGCUCUUUGCGAGAUGGGAGAGAAUAUGUCAACAUGAUGUUUGAAACAGAGACGUCACCUGAGAACAUGGAAACAGAGACGUCAUCUGAGAACAUGGAGUCCAAAGAACAAGAAAACCUGGCAGAAGAAGCUAAAUAUGAGGAUAUAGAUGAUCCUUCAACAGAGGAUAGCUCUUUGCAAGAUGGGAAAGAAUAUGUCAACAUGAUGUUUGAAACGGAGACAUCACCUGAGAUUAUGGAGUCCAUAGACCAAGAAAACCUGGCAGAYSWAACAAAACAUGGAGAUAUAGAUGAUCCUUUAACACAGGAGAGCUCUCUGCAAGAUGGGAAAGAAUAUGUCAACAUGAUGUUUGAAGCAGAGACGUCACCUGAGAACAUGGACUCCAUAGACCAAGAAAACCUGGCAGACGAAACAAAACAUGAGGACAUAGAUGAUCCUUUAACAGAUAAAAUGUUUUCGCAUGAUGGGGACGAGAAUGUCUGCAUGACCUUUGAAACAGAGAUGUCACCUCAGGAUCUAGAGUCCAACCACCAAGAAAACUUGAACCAAGAGACAAAUCAUGAGGACACAGAUGAUUCUUCAACAGAAAUGAGCUCUUUGCAAGAUGGGAAAGAAAAUGUCUGCGUUACGUUUGAAACGGAGACAACACACGAGAACAUGGAGUCCGAAGACCAAGAAAACCUGACCGAAGAUGAUGAACAUGUGGACACAGAAGAUUCUUCAAUGUAGAAGAGCUUUUUGGAGAGAAAAAAAAAGACUCCAUGAAAAUUUAGUUUCCUGCCUGCUACUGGGCUCUUCUUAAACUGCAGUUAAGUUUUGAAAGAAAUGAUUAGGGCUGAUAAAGUUCUGAUUCACAGAUGGUUGCUGCUCGCACAACUAUUUAAAGAAUACCCAGGCUCACCAAAACUCAUCAGUUCUCAGUGCUGCACUUCUAAAUACUGUUGGAGAAAAUGAGAAACAGUUACAUUAUAGUGCAUUUUGUAAGUGACAAUGCAUAUAUAGGCCUUGUUUUUCUGUUGUAUACAUUGAUGUUUUGUUAGUUUCUUUGCAUUUGUUUUAGCUGCUGAAUUCUCACUUUAAAUGGUUAUGUCAGUUUACCUAUUUCCAUGUUUUCUCUCCUUUCCACAUGUGACUAGCUUUUCUUUUUUCAGAUCUAGACUGUAAAAUAUGUUAAAAGUUUAUCUACAUAUUUGAAUAAAACACUUCAUAAAAGCCUGUUUGAA